AUGAAUGGAGGUGGCCUCUCCAGACUGCGGGCAGCUCUGCAUGGCAUCGUGCGAGUUCCUGCAGCCUUGGUCCAGAGCUCAACCGGCAAGGAUGGGGCGAAUGAUGACCACUGGGAGAGACGACGGCUUUGGGUGCCCUGCAUUCCUCAUUUUCAAAAAAAGUGUGCCCUUUUAUCUGUGCCUGUGAAUCACGCACUGCAGUGCUCCGACUUCGAAGAGCUGACAAUUCAGCCUUGCAUGGAGUUUCCUGCUUGGAAAGUCGCCGUCACAUGGCAGGACCUGCGGGGACUCGUUGAAGGCUUCUCCGAGAAUUUGACCGUGCUGGAGGCCGUGCUGUACCUCGCCGUAGAUUUUAUCGGAGUGAGCGUAGAAAACGCUCGCACGGAUUCAGCCAAUCGGGAUUACAACUACGACCGAGACAACAUCCUGUACAUCAGGCGUGGCAAGUUCCAUGACGGCUCCAUGGGGACCAUUCCGAUCAAGCUGCACUUCUCCAGUGGGAUUCUGAAUCCAAACACCCCCUUCAAACUGGUUGUAUUCCUGGAUGCAUCUCAUGACUUUGAAACCGUCAUGCAAGACAUUGACAACUGUCUUCGAAUCCCCACCGUCAGCCUCAUCAUCUUCGAUGACUACGGAGCAGCAGAGGGGGUGCGCCGAGCUGUGCAGCAAUUCGUCUCGGCUGGUCGGCUGCGACCGUUCCAAAUGCGAGCUGUCAGACUUUGGCGGCCGCUUAACUUUGCUGUUAGAUGGUCUUCGACGAGACCCGCGAUCUCUGCAGUGGCCUGUGUGGAUGGCGAGCCGCAGUCCGUUGCGGCCGCUCAAAUCAUGGCGCGCAUGUUCCAGACCGGAGACUCCGUUUGGGUGUACCGCGCGGUGAAGGCCCCGCAGGAUGCAGCAUUUCCCGAGCAAGCCAAUGCCAACGCAAAGCACCUGGCAGAGGAAGCGAAUGCGCAGAAAAGUCUUGAUUCUGUGGCGGAGGUUUUCCGGCAAGCCGGACUGGAGCCGGGUGCCAUACAAACCCAAGUGCAAACAGUGAUGUCUCCGGGGGCCGCGGUCACUUCCUUUGUGGGAAAAGCCAAUGCUCACUUCGUGUCUUUGGGAUCGCACGGUCCCGGGCGGGUCUUGCACAAGUCGCUUGCCAGCUAUUUGAUGCAGAGCUACUCGGACAUUCGGCUUCUGGUGUGCCCCCAGGCAGAGUGGCGGCCCGCCCAAGACGUGGGCCUCAAGUACACCGUCGUCUACGACGGCUGCUCGACCAGCCGCCAUGCCCUGGAAGUGCUCGCAAACCACACCGGCUCCCAGGACACCGUGGAAAUCCUCCAUGCCCAUGUGCCGCCACCUCCGGUGCCUCGUGGCAAGUUCCGUGGGGCUCCGGCAAGCACAGCCGAGGAGGAUGCGCAGCAGGCGCAGCUGCAAGCCCAAUCGCUGUUCCAAGAGGCAGAAGAAAUCCUCUCAGGAAACGGAGGUGGCAUCAAGCAGGUGAUCGGAACCCACAUCGAGGUGCAGUCCGGCCAUUUGCUGGGGGAGAGGCUGCUGGACACGGCGAUCAAGAACGGAUGUGACGUGCUCGUGGCCGGGACCAAGUGUAUGCCUGGAAUCGGGAGCCUCUUCGAGCCACUGCUGAAGGGCAGAACUGUGCUGGGUGUCUUGAAGUCGUCACUGACCACACACUUGUUGAACAAUGCCGUGGACAUACCUGUGGCACUACUCGGCGAGGGCGUCGAAGGUCCCUGGCGCCUGCGAGACGGACGCGAGGUUCAGGAGCGCGAGGCGAUAGCCUGUGAGGUCCAGUCUUCUGCGGUAUGGGUGUCAAAUGCCAACGUCACAGCAAUGGACGAUGUUUGUGCCUGCAUCGGUCAUGGGAAGAGCACCGGAUCUUGCAGCGCACAGUAUGCAGUUGCGUUUCGUGGGUAUGCUAUGGUGGUUGUCGAUCCAUAUUUGCUUCCAGACCUUGUGGGAGUUCUGGUUUCGCAAGCUACCUAUUUGAUCUCAGCACAGAGCAGCAAUGGCCAUGUCAUGGCCCAUGGCUCCCUUGUGGUGCCAAGGAGCAAUGCUGGAAGCAUCCAGAACUCCGAGAUCGCGGCUGCACUACGUAACUACAGAUUGCUGCGGCAGUGGGCCUGCAGUCUGUUCUUACUGCAGCAGGAGCACGAGGUCCGCGUGGAGACGACGUCCCAUCUCGUCGGCCUGGCCAUUGCCUCGCUCAAAUCUGGUGGACACUGGCGAUGGUCCCAGCAGCUCUGCUGUGGAUUGCUUGCCCGUGAUGUUCCAGACCUCGGCAUCCAGCUCUUCAACCAGGUGGCCUCGUGUGAGGAAGGAAGCGGCGCCUGGCGAGCAGCUUUGGAUGCCCUGCAACAGGCACGUCUCGGAGGCCUUCGCUGGAGCGGCGUCUCCACCAACGUGGCCUUGGCCGCCUCGGCUUCCGCGGCGGAGCGCGGCUCGGCGGAGCGCUGGGGCGCGGCCGCACAGCUCUUGGAGGAGGCCCAGGAGGGGCGAAUGCAAACGGACAUCAUCUCGUGGAAUUCGGUUCUGGCCGCUUGCGGCCGUGGACAUGAGACCUCCGCGGUAUUGCGUUCUUUGCAGGAGCUAAUUCGCUUGAAACACGAGCCGGACUGCGUAACGUACAACACCGUCAUGAAAGCAUGCGCGGCGGCUAUGCUUUGGCAGAAAGCGCACGACGUGGCAGUUCGACUCCAGUGCUCCGACAUCGAGGCAGAUGCUUUCUCCUUGAACGAGCUGCUGACAUGCAGUCGCUGGAGGAUGGGAAUGCAGCUGCCUACAGCUCUGAAGGUUCAGUUGACGCCAGUGACUUGCGCCAGCCUCCUCUGCGCCUGUGAAUGGCGAGUUGCGGUCAACCUCCUCUUGUCCGUAAAGGAGGCUGCCCUGGAGACAAGAACAAUGAAUUUCAAUGCCGUGGCCAGUGCCUGCAGCAGGGCGAGUGCUUGGCGCAACACUUUGCUGCUUGCGUCGAUGCUCACGAGGAGCUUCUCGGCAGACUUGAAGAUGGCUAGCAGUACGUUGGCUGCUUGCGGUGCUUCUGACGAGUGGGAAAGGGCGCUGUCUUUGUUCUUCGAGCUGCAGACGGCGAAGCUGGCGAACGCUUUCACGUACGGAGCAGCCAUUUCUGCCUGUGGGCGAGGAGGUUGCUGGCUUCAGGCAUUGUGGCUGCUUGACCAGGCGGCAGCAUCCGGAAUUCAGCUGGACGACGUCAUGCUGAAUUCUGCAAUCUCCGCCUGUCGUUCCGAGUGGGCCGUGGCAAUUGCGCUUCUCCAGCGCUUCUUUUCGCAGAGCAUCCGUCCAGCAGUCACCACCUACUGUGCAGUCAUGACGGCAUGCGAUCGUUGCGAGCAGCCGAGGAAGGUCUUGUCCGUAUUUGGUGCCUGCGUGGCCGACGUGCAGCCCAAUGCAGUGGCAGUCAGCCUUGGUCUACGUGCUUGUGAUGCUGGGGGUUGGUGGCACGCUGCGAUGAGGCUACUGCAUGAAGCGGCGGAGGCAACGGUGGAGCUGGAUGGCCAGUCGUUCGACGCAGCUCUCGGUGCAUGCCGCGCCGGUCACUGGCGCACGGCCGGGCACCCAGGUGUGGUGUGUCAACCGGUGGUUAUGUUGGGGGCUGGGGCGUGCAGACGGGAAAGACUCGGGCGGCUCUUCGAUCGGAACACAACGCGCGCGCGGCAAAGGAUGUGCGUUGGGGCCUGUGUACCAUCUCCACCGUGGUCUUCACUGGAUUGGUUCGAUCUUCUGGUGAUCACAUUCCAAGGUCCAAGGUAG
Molecule: messenger RNA, 3768 nt
Organism: Symbiodinium sp. CCMP2592
Lineage: Eukaryota; Dinophyceae; Suessiales; Symbiodiniaceae
Source: the annotation of a GenBank genome assembly